This is a messenger RNA of Rotaria socialis, 936 nucleotides long. Lineage: Eukaryota; Metazoa; Rotifera; Eurotatoria; Philodinida; Philodinidae. The record is from the annotation of a GenBank genome assembly.
AUGGGUUUAGCACAGUUUAUAGAGCUAUUAACAAUUUAUUUGCUUUGGACUAUUUUUCUAUUUUCACCUUUGGUUACAUUAUUUACAAUAUUUCUUCUAUCGUGGUUUUGGUCUCUAUCCAUGACUGCUACACUAUGUUUUAUAUACGGCUGUUGGAUUUAUUUUGAUCGUUAUACAGAUUCACAAGGAGGUCGAUGGUCUGAUUGGUUUCGGCGAUUGCCGAUUAUUAAACCAUUUGUAAAUUAUUUUCCUAUUAAAUUAAUUAAAACUGAAGAUCUUGAUCCGAAUCGAAAUUACAUAUUUGGUUUUCAUCCACAUGGUGCAUUUUCUUUUGGCGCAUUAGGUAAUUUCGCUACAGAUGCGACACAUUUCUCAAGUCUGUUUCCAAAUAUUCGCCCACAUUUGAUGCUUCUCCAUCUUCAAUUUCUAUUUCCGUUUACACGUGAAAUAUUACUUAAGCUAGGUGCAUGCUGUGUAUCGAAAGAGAGUUGUGAAUACUUCUUAAGUGGGAAAUCUGGCCAAGGCCAUGCAUUAGUUAUUAUUAUUGGUGGUGCACGUGAAAUGUAUCUUACAAAAAAUGAUACAAUGAAAUUAUAUUUAAAGGCUAGACAAGGCUUUGUUAGACUUGCAUUACAACAUGGUGCUUCGUUAGUACCAGUUAUUUCAUUUGGAGAAAACGAGCUUUAUACACGACAUGCUUGUUUCAAGUUGAUUCCCAAUGGUUUACCAUGGGGCCGAUUCAUCUUCGGGCAUGUACCACUUCGACAUCCUGUAAUUACUGUUGUUGGCAAGCCAAUUCACGUUACACAAAAUACUGAUCCAACAUCUGAAGAUAUCGAUCGACUUCAUAUUGCAUAUGUUCAAGCGGUAGAACAACUUUUUGAGAUAAACAAAAAUAAUUAUAAACUAGGACAUGUAAAGCUAGAAAUUGUUUAA